Messenger RNA from Orussus abietinus, 6776 nucleotides. It is a transcript of the gene Cep135, whose product is annotated as centrosomal protein of 135 kDa. Lineage: Eukaryota; Metazoa; Arthropoda; Insecta; Hymenoptera; Orussidae. Bases 240 to 6761 code for a protein of 2173 amino acids. The record is from RefSeq and is a predicted model, not a curated record. The transcript has 20 exons.
CGGUUGCAACUAGUUUGUAUCAGUUGCGAUAAGUUGCGACAACAAUGGACAAUAAUUAUGAAAUGAAAAUAGUGAAAACAGUAUAAGUUAUGGGCAGCCAUAACCUCUUCGAAUUGUACAGAAUGUAAAUAGUAGCAUGCGAAUUAUUCAAAUUGUUUACUGCAAGAGAGUUGAGUAGAAUAAGGUAGAAUAACGAAAAUCCGUUAUUUAUUUAUUGGAGUAUAAUUUAAUACGAAAAAAUGAAUGCCGAUGAAGAUUAUAAUAUAGCGACGAGGUAUCGCACAGUUAGAAAACAUUUAGACAGCCUGGGUUACAGACAGGCACUCUCGUUUGAUGCUCUACCACUGAUCGAAAGGUUAUUAGCUGAUUUACUUCAGACCACGGAGAGUUUAAAACAUUUUAAGGCAAUUGCUCAAGACAAUAUCGAGGCAUGUAGUCAAUUACAACGUGUGGUUGAUCCUUAUAAGUGUGACAAUACAAAACUAGUUCAGGAGUGCAAUCAACUUCAUUUGGAUCUCAUACAAGCUAAGGAUUCGCAUCAGAAACAGGUUAGGGAGCUUAAAAGAGAGCUACACAAUUUGGAGUCAGAGUAUGCCGAUUUUCAAUUGGGGGCUUCUCGUAACUUAUUGAGGAUUAAAGAGCUAGAGACUGAAUCGUCAAAUAAAAGCAAGAAGAUAUUGGAGCUCCAGGGAAAAUACAACAAACCUAUCAUAUGUACCACUUCUAAGAAACGUGCUUGCUACCCAUUGAGAAGACCAGUAUUCGAAUGCGAUAGUCUUCCACAAAAGAAAACCAGUUCUACGUCACUGCCAAGCUUAACCAAUGUCGAUCCAACUAUUGUGGACCUGAUGAGCAUGGCUGAUCACAGGAUGAAUGUCUUAAAUCAUGAGGUAACGAAAUUAAAAGAGGAACUAGAACUUCAGACUGACGACGUACAAGCAUUAAAUGCUCAGUUAACGUCAAAAGAGAAGGAAAUUAUUCGGCUAAAGAAAAUGUUGGAGGGUGGCCGACCAUAUAGCGCUGUCGUUAAGGAUUGUUGCUAUAGAAAAGUUGACAAACAUUGUUGUGCAGAUGGCAAUGAGUUGCGACUGUUACAGCAGACCAAACAGGAUUUAGAACAACAAUUGAAGGAGGCUUUAAAUAAAUUACACGAUGCCAUGUCUCAAGCCAUGAAAUUAGCAGAACGCAAUGAAGAAUUGGAAAAGGAAUUAAAAGACAUCGAUCACAUUGCGUUGGCUGUCGAGGCAGAUUGUAACAGCACUGUUAAAGAAAAUAACCGAAGAGUAAGCAGAUUGCAGGAGAAACUGGAAGACGUCAUGACACAGGUCCAUAUUUUGGAGAAUGAGUUAACGGUGGAGCGAAGGGAGGUACAAGAACUAAGGGCUGAUCUCGAGGCAAGCAAACUCGAAAAACGAAACAUACAGCGAGUCUUAGAAUCGACACUGGAUGAAAAGAAACAAAUGACUGAUCGUAUUAAUCGACUGACAGUUGUCGAGAAAAAUUUAAACGACGAAAUAGAAAGACUGACCAAAGAGAAUGAGUAUCACAAACAGGAGAUUAUCCACUUGGAAAAUUCAAAAAUUCUAUUAGAGGAAGCUAAGGGUACGCAAGAACACUCAAAAGCGAAGGAAUUAGCAGCUAGCGAUAACUCGAAAAAACUUAAAGGGAAGGGAGAGAAAGAUGACAAAAAUAAAGGAAAGAACGGUCGCAAGAAAAAAUCGGCAUCAAAAGGUCGACAGCCAUCGCUAUCGCCUCUCGUACAGGAAGACAACAAUAAACAAAAGGAGUACAUUGAAACCGCAAAAGAAAACGAGGUUACAAGGGAUACGAAUACUGACUACGCCAUUAAUGACAUCCACAGAAUCAUCGAUGAGAAGGAGGCAUUGAUAUCAUCGUUGAAGCACACAAUAGAGAGAAUAGAGACUGAGAAGGACUACUACAGAAACGAGUAUAACAAAUUCAGAGAGCAGUUCAACAAAGAAAAGGACAACGCCGACUUGUGGGCUCAGACCUGUGAGUUGAAACGUCAGUUAAACGAACAAGAGCACACGGUUUACGAGCUGCAGCGGGAGAAGAAGGAGCUAUGCCGCGAAAAGUGCAACUUGGAGGCGAAACUUAAAUCCCAGUCAAGAAGGACCUGCAUGUCCUGCGCUCCUUCCAGUCCGUGCAGACAUGGGUCGUGUUCCUGUCCCUCGCCUUUGCCACCGAAUGGAGAGUCCGUUGUACCAAAAGCGACCAUGGAAUGUCUGGAACGGGAACGAGACGCAGCCAGGGCCGACGUAGAGCGACUGGCGGAGGAGCGCGAUGCCUUGCGUGAAAGACUUAAGAUGACAGUGGAAACGCAUUCUUGCGAGACCCGACGACUCAAGGAAAGCCUGGAGGACGCAGAAAAUCGGUUGAAGCACUUUGAGAGGGAAAGGCAGGACCUUUUGCAUACACAGGGCACUCGACGUGCCACGAUAAGCGGUCUCGAAGACCAGCUGGAAGAUGCCAGGGAGGAGUUGAGGAAAACCAAGCAGGAACUCGCUGCGCAGCGCACUCAAUACUUCCAAUUGAGGGCGUUGCAAGAUCAAACGGAUCAGGCCCUAGGAGACGUGCAGGGUCAAUUAAGUCAAUCGGAGACAGAAUUGAACAAGGCUCUCGAUCGCAAUAGAAGCAUGGAACAGCAUCAGAUCCACCUCGACAACCAAGUUAUGGAGCUCAAGCAGGAGAUCGCUAACCUUCGCACCACCAUAACCCACCUGGACCAUGAAAAGGAUCAGUUGCUGAUGGCCCUGGACGAGAAGACGGAGAGGAUAGCCAAUCUGGAAAGAGAGGUCAGGUCGAAGGAACAGCAGGCCAGCGAGGUGCAGCAGCAGAUUCGAGACUGGGAGCACAAGUAUCAGUUGUGCGUGGACCAAAGUGCCGAACAGGAGCGUCAGCUCCGGUCCAUGCAGCUCGACAUGGAGAACCUUCAGCGACAGCUGACAUCGGCGAACCUGGACCGAGAAAACGCGAUCCAGGAGAACAGGAGACUCCAAGACGACCUGGCGGCGGUGACCUGCGAGGUGAGGAACCUGCAGCGAGAGCUGGAGACCUCGAGGGCCGAGUCCUACGACCUGAAGAGGCAGCUGCAGACCUACGUCGGCGAGGUCCGCCGAGCCGAGGAGCUUAUCAACAGGAAGGAGAACGAGAGGACCGAGAUGCUGAAUCACUUCAGGAGCCUCAGCCUGGAAGCCACGGUCCUGGAGAACAAUAAUCACAGCUUAGAGUCCGAGGCUGCGGAAGCGAGAGGAGCUCUUCAGUCCGCCAGGGACAGAAUUAUGGACAUGGAGAGGCAGCUCGCCGACAGGGAUUGCCUAAUCAGGGGCUACGAGACCCAGAUUACAGAACUCACGCAAAGCGUGGCCAGCAUGGAGACGCAGUUGCGGCAACAAUCCGAACAAAGGCAGCGAACGGAGGCGGACUUGAACGCCGUGAGAGAUCUCUGCGUCCAGCUGGACCAGCAGAAGGAGAACCUCCUCCAGCAGAUGGGCGAUAAGGACACCAUCAAGGCGCAGUACGAGGCGGAGCUGGCCAGACUCAAAGUGGAGCACACCAUGAUCCAGGACCAGAUGGGUAGGGACCACGUAACCGUGGAACGGUUGGAGACUCUUCUGGGACAGGCCAGACAGGAGUCCAUCAAUUGUCAGGCCACCAACCAGGAACUCCAGAGCGAGAUGUCCAGGCUGAAGCAAAAGAUCUCGGAGCUUCAGGCGCAACUGACCUCGGAGUCGGCGGAAUUGAGGAGGUACCAGAAUCAGGCUGCGGAGUACAGCAAGCAGAUCAACGAUCUGCGGAGGCAGGUCACCAACGAGAGAUUCGACAGGGCUAGGCUGGAAGAGGAGAAUCGAAGAGAUCCUGAGAGAGGCGAAGAGACCGGCAGCGAUCCUGAAGUAAAGAAGUCUCGGAGGACGAAGGACCUCGAGGAGGGAGAAUGCCGCAACGCCUGCAAGUGCCAGGACUCCGGCAGGAUUCCCAAAAUCGGCGGGGGAAAAGACGAUGACGUGCCUUGCAUUAGUAUUAUAUUGCAGCCGGACGUGCUCGUGAAGUCCUGUCGCAGGGAGGUCCAGGGUGGCCCGAGUGCCUCGGGAUUUUAUGGACCUCCAGGAGAUUCUAAACGUCCUGGGUUUCCUGCAGGGACUGGCACCUUCCACGGUCGAGCGAGCAAAGAAGCUGCCGGGACGAACGCCAAGGGAAUUAUCGAGGAUGCUUCCCCUGAUAACGAAUCUAGAAAAUCGGCAGAAAAGAACUCAUCGACCAGUAAGCAAACCGUAAGUCGCAGCCUCGAAGUAGCUCCCCUUGCCAGUGAAAUUAAUUCUGCUUUGAAGCGCCCCGAGGAGUCGAGGGCCCCCCGAGAAAUCGCGGAGACCGUGGAGGUUUCGGCAGAAAGGAUGGAAGAUGAAAAAAAGUCCUCGGAGCAAAAGAAGGUGAAAGAAAAGCAGGGAAGUGGAGUCAAGGAUGCUGGCCUCCUGGUUUUGAAUGCAUCGGAAGAGACGAGAGCUGACGAGGCCUCUUGUGUCGAUGAAGGAGUGCAAGUCACCACGGAGGGAAACUCGAUAAUUAAAACCGAAAGGAAAGACGCUGCAUCGCGAGGAAACUGCCUCUCGGAAAGGAUCCACGAGACCAUUCGUAAGUUGCAGGUAGAUUUGGAGUGCACUUGCUUCAAGUUCCGGAACUACAAGCCACCGGAUUCGAAGCACCACUCCAGAGAUCUUGUGAUACACGAGGGGAUCACACCUUCUGGUUGCAGCACCUCGGAGGCACCUGUGGAUGGUGGUACACCUGGAAAAUUGGAUAAAUCCAUAAAUUGUACUAAUUCUUUACACCGUAGUGAUAAUAUUAAGGCAGCAUCUAAUGAGACCUCGACCGAUGGAUGCUGUCCUGAUGACACAUUGGAUUUGCUGCGGAGAGCCAUCGAAGCUCAAGGGGCCCUUCCGGGUGGAACAAGUGGCAUUCAGGGGAAGUCUUUGAGGAAAACGGAUAACGAGGAAUUAUUACAAGUGAGUUUCAAGGAGAUCAAUGGAAGCCAGAACGCUGCGUCUCCACCUGAGAGCAUUCGUAGCAGACCGGAGAAGAUGACAGUCUGCGACUUCACCAGACCAGAGUUUGUGAAGAUGUUGACCGAGAUCAAGGAACACACCGAAAACCUGGAGAAGCAAUUGGCAGCAAUGAACUGCAGCAUAAGGAGCAGAAGAGAAGCUCUGAGUUUGGGGAAGGCGAGGAUAAGUAGAGGUUCGGUCAAGGGGAUGGGGAGUUACUGUUUUCUGCAGUCCAGGGAGCAGAGGUCUGUCGAAGGAAGAGCCAGCUGUGGCACGGCAUCGUCACCAUCUGUUAAUUUUCAAGGUUCGACCCAUAGUAGAAGCACUGUGCAAGUGAGUGGCUAUUAUCCAAGUGAUGUUAGAAGGGAGCCAAUUGCAGCUUCAACCCCGAAGAGAAUUUUUACAAGCUCCGAUAAGAAAAUUACCCGAACUUCGAGUUGCACUCAGACAGCUUCUUGUUCAAGGAUGCCAUACAAAAGUGUUAAGAUCUCUGAAUGGGAGAAUACGACAAAUCCUAGUAACAUCAAAGUAGUGCCAAGAAGUAGCAUGAAGUGUUUUGGGCAAUCCUCUCGCACCGAUGCCCGAAAGAAGUGUCCAACUUCCAGUGCAAUGCGAGCUGGAUCGAGAAGCAGUUUGAAAAGUUCUGGAACGUGUUUCUGUUUUGAUGAGCAUACCUCGAGAAAUAAAGAAAUUCAUUCUCAUAAUGCUUCAUCCAGUCAAUGCGAAGCCUCUACUUCUCGAUCCAGUCCCAACAGAUGUUCACUAAGAACGAAAAGCCCAGCACCAUUGAAGCGGUUAACAGUUAAGUCUGGUAUGUUAGCUGAUGUCUGUACUCAAUUGUCAAUGCCUUGUGUAGACGUUUCUACGUCAUAUUCUUCAACAAAGUACAGAUCGCUACCUGUUUCAAAAGGUCCUUCCCUGUCUGCAAAACCUGGCAAGUUACCGAGUAUCAUAAGCUCCAGGGUUAAAUCAUCCAGAAACUCCAGGAUCGACCGAUCAGUGUCUACGAUAGGAUAUGGACUGCAGCAAACUUGUCAUCACAAAACUAUUCAAAGAGACUCCUAUUCUAUGAGGAAAGUAACUCCAAUGGCAAGAAUUAGAAGAACCCUUCAAUCUUCGUGCCUUAGGAGUCCCUCGAGUAAUAAAAAAUUUAGAUUUAUUCGAGACACUGGGAGAGUAGUUUGUGCAGUAGACUCCUGUACACAGACAUUAAUAGUUAAGAAAGUAAAAAUAUCUCCAGAAAAAAUAGGACAGCAGAGAUUCCCAAAUAAAUUAGAAUACUCUCAAGCUAUGAUUCAAACGUGCCCUAGGAAUGAGCAGCAUUCUCCCUCACGGGUAGCAUUAAAAGGUACAAAGACAUGCAUUUAUUCCGUUCCCAAUGUAAAACAGAAUCUAGCACUUUUCAAAUCAAGCCAACAAUCAGGUCUCGACUUGCCAAAGGAAUUUUAUUGUAAGAGUCGAGGGACUCUUUGUUACAAGAAUAAUUUUAGAAGAAACACCGAAGAAAGAGCCACAUCAACAGACAAAUCCAAAUCGAUUAGCCGAGACAAAAGUUUGCAACAAGUAAUAACUAAGAAUAAUUUUUUAAACAACUCUGCUUCCAACAUGAACUCCGGAAAUAAAGGAACAAUCCUCGUCACCGUCGACCUGGAUCCUACACCAUCCAGUGAAAGUAUCAGUAAGAGACACAUAGAACCCUAAAACUAAGUCAUAAAU